Messenger RNA from Sodiomyces alkalinus F11, 1440 nucleotides. Its product is annotated as NADH kinase POS5. Lineage: Eukaryota; Fungi; Ascomycota; Sordariomycetes; Glomerellales; Plectosphaerellaceae. The transcript has a single exon. Bases 1 to 1440 code for a protein of 479 amino acids. The record is from RefSeq and is a predicted model, not a curated record. Gene Ontology annotation, molecular function: NAD+ kinase activity. Gene Ontology annotation, biological process: NADP+ biosynthetic process; NAD+ metabolic process.
AUGCUGCUGCCAUGCAAACCACCAUCGCGAGCUGGCCUCGUCCGCCUGGCAUGGGCGCCAGCUCGUCUAGUCCAACCCAGGUCGACGUACCCGCUUCGACGGCUCUAUUCCACAGCUACAGGUUCUCCUAGAGCCGCAGAGAUACGAGACGUGGUCCAUCUCCCUCGGCGGAUCACCCCGAAAUAUCGCGAGCCACCCAUGACCACCUCCGGCCUGCUCUCUCUUCAGUGGCCGACGCCCCCUCGAAACAUUCUCCUCAUGCCCAAGCUCGGGUCCCCCCAAGCUAUCAGGUCGACCAUCGAUUUCGCCAAGCAUCUACAGAGCACCUAUCCCGACCUGAACCUCAUCUUCGAGCCUCGAGUUGCCCAGAUGGUCCACGAAGGCGUAAACUUCCCCAUCUACACCUGCGACCCCUCCCUCUUCCCCGACAAGAUCGACAUGAUCACGACCCUCGGCGGCGACGGCACCAUUCUCCGUGCUGCCAGCCACUUCAGCAUGUAUUCGUCCGUCCCUCCUAUACUGGCCUUCAACUUCGGCACCAUCGGGUUCCUGGCCGAGUGGAAGUUCGAGGAAUAUAAGCGAGCCUGGAGGGAGGCCUACAUGUCGGGAAGCGGGGUGCCGGUACGCGACCUCCUCACUCCGCACACGCGGGUCGCUUCCGGCGAGAAAUCCGACGAACCGGACCACGACACGGCAUCCGGCUGGCACAGUUCGCCGGGCAAGAGCAUGGGUCCCAGCCGGGCCGCCAAGAUCCUGCUCCGCCACCGGUUGAAAGUCGGCGUGUACGAUCCCAACGGGGAGAACAUCAACAGCCAACUUUCCCCGACGACCAGGUCCCAGGCGCAUCUCCCGGCCUCCAGUCCGGAGGAGGACACCAACACCACGCCGGGCAGCCGCAAAACCGUGCCCCCCGCCAUCCACGCCCUGAACGAGAUCCUCAUCCACCGCGGUCCGAACCCCCACCUCGCCAUCAUCGACAUCUACCUGAACAACCGCUUCCUCACCGAGGCGGUGGCCGACGGCAUCCUCCUCAGCAGCCCCACGGGGUCGACGGCGUACAGCCUCAGCGCGGGGGGUUCCAUCGUCCACCCGCUCGUCAAGUCGCUCCUCAUCACGCCCAUCUGCCCGCGCAGCCUCAGCUUCCGCCCGCUCGUGCUCCCGCUCAGCACCAAGGUCACGCUCCGCGUCAGCAACAAGAACCGCGACGGCGAGCUCGAGGUGAGCAUCGACGGGAAGCGCAGCACCAGCGUGCCGGUCGGGACCGAGAUUCGCGUCGAGGGCGAGAACGUGGGCGAGACGAGCGACGGCAGCUGGAGGGGCGGUGUGCCCUGCGUCAUCUGCGGGCCCGGCAAGGGGGAUACCACCGACUUUGACGACGAUGGCUGGGUGGGAGGUCUUAAUGGUCUUUUGAUGUUUAACUAUCCCAUUGGGAGGGGGUAA